AUGGUGAAACUGAAAUCAAUCACGGCCGAGUCGGCCGCGGGUGCUGACAGAUUUGUCGGCCGCGGUGUUUUAAACCGGUGUGGACGGGAGAGUCGACCGCGGGGUUAUAAACCGGUGUGGUCGCGAGAGACGGCCACGACAUUAACGGCACGACAGCAGCAGGUUGAAGUAGAAGCGAAAGUGCAGCGGUUCCCUGGCGUGGUACGCCGACUAGGCAGAGGCAAAGCGAGGGCUGGCGCCAGCGGUUCUCGGCCGAGGACAGGCCGGCUUGCCGACGCCGGAGGGGGUGACUCGCGGCGAGGUGCGACAACGGCUGGUCCAACCGCGGGGAGAGGCAUGCUCAGUGGAGAGAGGCACAGCGGCGGCUUGCGGCCGCAGAGACUGCAACUGCUCAGUGUGGAGAUGGCCGAGGAGAUGUACAUAGAGAAGCAAAAACGACCCGGCGAAUCAGACACGGUGGCUAGAUUUGACAACGGUGUAGUUGAAGUUCGAGUCGGCCUCGGUGUACUGCUGUAG
This is a messenger RNA of Triticum turgidum subsp. durum (durum wheat), 516 nucleotides long. NCBI's taxonomy places the organism in Eukaryota, Viridiplantae, Streptophyta, Magnoliopsida, Poales, Poaceae. The record is from the annotation of a GenBank genome assembly.